Messenger RNA from Bacidia gigantensis, 474 nucleotides. RefSeq lists its product as uncharacterized. The record is from RefSeq and is a predicted model, not a curated record. Lineage: Eukaryota; Fungi; Ascomycota; Lecanoromycetes; Lecanorales; Ramalinaceae. The transcript is spliced from 3 exons. Bases 1 to 474 code for a protein of 157 amino acids.
AUGUUUGGCUUCGACGACGCACAAGAUGCCCAUCAACAGGUGUACCAGCAAGAUGGCGGCUGGGAGAACCCCAAGCACGAAGCCAAGUUUAGCCAUGAAAUGAUCGCCGGAGCGGCCUCCUUCGAAGGAUUCAAGUUGUACGAGGACCAUCAACGCAAAGAAGGUGUGCUUGCCCACACCCCACCCCACCCAUAUACUGUUGCAUGCAGCACUGAUGGCGAUCCCCUAGGCAACACCGUCAAUCAUGCCUUUGCCAAAGAACUCCUCGCCGGCUUCGUCGGUGGUGAGGUUGACAAGCUCGCCGAGACUAGAGGCAUGAAUGCUUACGAUCGCGAGCGAGCUCAUCAUCACGCGAAGGAAGGGUCUAAGGAAAUGUAUGAUCAGCAUUAUGGUGGUCAGGACCAAUAUGACCCUUCGUAUGGCCCUCCACAGCAGAUCCAGAACUAUGGGGGGGAUGGCAAUGAUAGAUAUUGA